Messenger RNA from Amoebophrya sp. A25, 2518 nucleotides. The record is from the annotation of a GenBank genome assembly. Lineage: Eukaryota; Dinophyceae; Syndiniales; Amoebophryaceae.
GAUAGUCAGCUGCGGUGAGGAUGAAAUAGCGUUACCCUUAGCAUUUUACGACGGAAAGAAACAAUCGGCGUGAAAAUGAUUAUGAUCAUUCUAUUUGGGGCGCAGAUCGAUGUACUGCGGGUGUUUUGAUUUUGAUGAUUCAGACUUUUUACAGCGAGAAGAACAAGCGUGAAGGGAAGAAACAGCAUCUCUUACUUGCAUAUAUUGGCGGUAUGUAGACACACGCAAAAGAUGCGUUACCCAGCCACCUACCCCUACCGAAGUGGAGUUUCGUUUCGCCCACGCAGCGGGCGAUCUGCUCCUCAAAAAUGUGGAGGCCCCGUCGAACUUCUAUCUAUCGAUGUGAGAUUCAGGGGGACGCGAGGGCUUGGAACAGGAGGUGGACUCGCACUCUCUGCAGCAAGGCGAGAUCGUGCCGCUUCAUCCCUGGUGCAGCUAGCUCUCGGGAGGAAUCAAACCGGAUGCUUAUUUGCCCGGACGAGUCAAGACCAGCAAUUCGCGUGUCGUUUCGCACAGAAAUGCGCGAGCUUUACGACCACAAGCGCAGGAGCGUCGUCUUCGGCGAGCGCACCACCUGCUGAGCCACGUCGUACACAUGAUGAUGCCAAAAAUGAUGCUGCAGGAAUAACUGCGAAUUCGCAGAGCGCAUCGGUCCCAAGGUCCACUAGAAAUGCAGCGUCACAUCGUGACCUGCCUCUGGGCAUGACGUCAGGAGUACAGUAUGGAUAUAAAACAGAAGGUGCAAAGAGCUCUUCUUCGGCAUCCUCCAACGGAUCACCACCGACCGCAUCCAACUUAGGCGGGACUUUAUGUAGUUCGAUUUCUAGUGGUUCCACGACCGUAUCGACAUUGGCAGGAGCAGCCGCGCCCGCGUCAUCAGCUUGUACAACUUCAUCGCAGUUGGUCUCUGUGCCAAGUCUAAAUACGGCGGUGGGCGCGUGGCUUUUAGGCACAGCAGGCAUGCUGUUUGGAAUGAUUGUGAUUGGCGGUUACACACGACUCUCUGGCUCAGGGCUAUCCAUGACGAAAUGGGAGUUUCAGGGCACCUUGCUCCCUGCAAACGAAGAACUAUGGCAGCAGGAGUUCACAGCCUACAAAGAAACACCGGAGUACAAGAAAUUACAUGCUGGAACGAUGGACCUCGACGGCUUCAAGCGAAUUUAUUUAGGCGUAGCAAUUAGAAAAGACUCACUAGUAGUCGUGUAGAAUUAUUGAUUAAUAGAGUUACCCACCUAAUAGAUACAAUAAUACAUAUUUGUAUAUAGUAUAGACAAUCUUCAACAUCGACUACAUCGAGAUGAUGAUCAUAAGACCAGCACGUCACAAUGUGCCUCCGGUAUCGUGGCAACUGGAAGGUCAUUCUUCAUUUUUGUUUGUUUCGAAAAUUCCCUACUGGAUCCUCCUUCAUUGACAUUCGUCGAGUGGUUUCAUCGGAUGUGGGGUCGAGGGUUAGGGCUUGUUUUCGGUCUUCCUCUAUUGUAUCUCGGUGCCUAUCGCCGGGCACUGACUCCGAUGUUGGGCGCGAGGCUUGGUGGGCUACUCGUUCUAGGCGCUUCGCAAGCCUUCAUCGGAUGGUGGAUGGUCCGAAGUGGUUUUGUGGACCCAAAGGAACACAUGCCGCAUUCUGAUAACAAAGUUCCGCGGGUUUCUGCCUACCGACUCGCGACUCAUCUGGCGGCUGCACUAACGAUCUACGGUGGAGUUCUUUACACCGGGCUGAGAGUGUUGCAGACGCCCAGCCUUCUGGCUGGCAAACCCAGUGCUGGUUCAGGAGGACUGGACACUGUCGCUAAAGCAUUUUCAAGACACGCAGCACUUCGAAAGCUUGCUCUUAUGCAAGCUGCAAUUGUGAGCACAACGAUAAUAUCAGGCGCGUUCGUUGCCGGGAACGAUGCGGGGUUAGAUUACAACACCUGGCCGAAAAUGUUGGACGACUGGGUCCCCGACAAAGUACUAUCCUUGUACGAGGUUUUCAUCUUCAAGCACAUGUGGACGAGUAGCCUAGGCACGUAUUUCUUCUCCUGAUGGGAAGUCGAGAAUGAGUCACUCUUUCCAAAUUAAGUAUGCGAAAGCAGAAACGAAUACGAAAGCUCUCUUUAUCCCCGCUUCAUGAUCUUUAUUGAUGAUAUUGGCACCUGCAUUCAAGAUUCCAGCUUCAUAAUUUCUUCGUGAUCUAGUUUUGCACUAGGUGACAUCCGGAUACGCCAAAGCAGUUAGCGAUCCUCGCAUUCUGUUCGAAGACACUGCGUGCGUGCAAUUCAAUCACCGCAUGCUUGCUUAUUUUUCGGCAGGAUCAGCGCUUGCCCUCUCGGUAACUGCGCGAAAGUGGCGAGCUUUGGUAUCCCCACAAGCUCUUUUUUGGGCAGGCUACGCGUUGCCCGUGGCAGUAUUUGGCCAAAUCGGACUCGGAAUCACGACGCUCCUGCACUGUGUCCCUGCACACCUUGGGGUCUUGCAUCAGGCUGGCGGAGUCACGGUCCUCUCGGCUUUGCUCGCUUUAAUUGCGAGUCUGGGUUGA